AUGCAAUUGGAGAUUGGUCAUUUAAGGAAGAAGUUGCGCCGUGAGCGACGAAGACGAACUCCUUCCAAUUCUGGCUCCUCCUCUAUUGACGGUAGAGAUGGCAGUUAUAGGCCCAGGUCAAAGACUCUCCCCAGUGAGUCUUUCUCAUGUGAUGAGGACAAUCCCCAUGAGCGUAGGGAUAAGGGCUCGUCUUGCAAAGGCCUGGGAAAUGAUGCUAUGAGUAGAGUAUUAAACCAAAUUUCCAGAUCACCUUUCACACACAGAAUCGAAGGAGGAAAAAUUCCUUGGCGGUUUGCUCAGCCAACAUUCACCAUGUACAAUGGUCGAACAGACCCUGUAGAACAUGUGAGCCACUUCAACCAGAGGAUGGUCGUUCACUCUAGGAAUGAGACUUUGAUGUGUAAGGUGUUCCCAUCUAGUCUGGGGCCUGUGGCAAUGAGAUGGUUUGAUGGUCUGAGGGAAGGUUUUAUUAACUCCUUUAAGGAGCUCACUAGGGCAUUUGGGGCUCGGUUUGUGACUUGCAGUAGGGUUCCUCGGCCGUUAGAUUCCCUGUUGUCUAUGACCAUGCGAGAAGGGGAGACCUUGAAAACGUACUCAAACAGAUACUGGGAGAUGUUCAAUGAGAUCGAUGGGGACUUUGAUGAUGUAGCCAUAAGGACUUUUAAGGUUGGCUUACCUGCCGAGCAUGAUUUGAGAAAGUCGUUGACCAAGAAGCCUGUAAGAAGUGUGCGUCGGCUCAUGGACCUUAUUGACAAGUAUAAACGGAUCGAGGAAGACCAGCAACAAGGGAAGGGGAAGGCUAAGGUUAUCCCUUAG
This is a messenger RNA of Quercus robur (English oak), 816 nucleotides long. RefSeq lists its product as uncharacterized. The transcript has a single exon. The coding region runs from base 1 to 816 and encodes 271 amino acids. NCBI's taxonomy places the organism in Eukaryota, Viridiplantae, Streptophyta, Magnoliopsida, Fagales, Fagaceae. The record is from RefSeq and is a predicted model, not a curated record.